UAGAAAUCAAGGCUCAUUCAUACCAUUGAAGGUAUGCGCUUAUUGGGGAAAUCACGCAGCUCGUGACACUCGGGUCUAGAUCUCCAACUAACCGGGAUGCUCUGGAAGUUGUAAAUCUACCAGUGCAUGCGCUACUCUGGAGAAUUGUCGUUUGGUGAUCCUGGAGCCAGGUUGUUGCCGGUACCUUCUGCAGUCGGGGGAGGGUGGACGCAACAUCGAUCAAGGACCCGGAAUCGUUGAAUUAUCAACAUCUUACCUUGAGAGUGCCCCUGAGCUAGAUCAGCACACUGGGUAUAUAAUCAACGCCAAAGACGCUCAAGAGUGAAUGAUGUUGAUAUCCAAACCCAUUCACGGAUCUGUCUCCCUUACCAUCCUUUCCCGGUGUUUUCCUCCACCAUGGACUUUUGUCUCUCUCCCGUCCACUCUCGCAGUCCCACUGACACGGGAUCUCCGUCGAUCUCCCGCGCCCAGUCCUUGCCCAAUCUCAACUCGUUGCCAGGUACCCCCGGUACCGAGCGGGAUGUGCUCUUCGGCCAGUUCACCUCCCCCGGAGCGCUGGGACCAGACGACAACGAGUACGUGCUGGUCGUGGGCGGCCUGGGCUACAUCGGCAGUCAUACUACGUGGGAGCUGCUCAAGGAUGGUUACAAUGUUGCGGUUAUUGACAACCUGAGCAACGCGUUCACUACCGUUCUCGACACGCUGAAUCGAAUGGUUGAUGAUCAUGCCCAGAAGAAUGAGCUGCGUCGCCCAGACCUGCAUUUCUACGAGGCUGAUUUUCGAAACGACAGCAAAGUGCAAGAGAUUCUCCAGCGAUAUGCGGCUGGCACUGGUGGUUCCUUGAUCAAAGGAGUCAUCCACUUCGCCGCGUACAAGUCCGUCUCCGAGAGCAUCCAAAACCCUCUCAAGUACUACAACAACAACGUCAGCGGCCUGAUCAGCUUCUGCAGCACGCUCUCCUCCUUCAACAUCAAAAAUCUCGUCUUCUCCUCCUCUGCGACCGUCUACGGGUCCCUUGCCGACAAGGGCGGCUGCCUCCCGGAGGAGUUGUGCACGCAUGCCGAGACAAAGUGGACCGACGCCAACAACCAAGCCCGCACUACGCUGGCAGGCUGCACGGGUCUGACCAAUCCCUACGGGCGGACCAAGUGGAUGUGCGAGGCCAUUCUCUCCGACCUGGCUCUUGCAGAUCCCGCCUGGACGGUUGUGGCACUACGGUACUUCAAUCCGGUUGGGUGCGAUGAAUCGGGCCUGCUGGGCGAAGAUCCUCGCGUGACGCCGACCAAUCUGAUGCCGGUUGUGCUCAAGGUCAUGCUGGGGGAAAUGGACCAUCUGAGCGUUUUUGGAACAGACUGGGAUACCCCUGACGGCACGGCUAUCCGCGACUUCAUCCACGUCUCCGACUUGGCGAGAGGCCAUCUAGCCGCGCUCUCCACCAAGAUGCAGGGCUUCCACAGCUUCAAUAUCGGCACCGGGACUGGCCACUCCGUCACGGAAGUGGUCGACGCGAUGCGGGAAGCUUCAGGCAAGGAUAUCCCCGUCGUCCGGGUUGGGCGUCGCGAUGGAGACGUCGGCAUGUGUGUGGCCGAUCCCGGCAAAGCCAUAUCUGAGUUGGGUUGGAAGCCGCGCAAGACACUCUUCGACAGUUGCCGGGACCUGUGUCACUUUCUCCGUACAAGUGGAGUCGACAUUGCAGGCGCGUAGAGCCGGGGAUGAUCUCACCUCUGGCCCGGAGACUGGGGUACAUCAUCUUGGACUUCAUGGUGGUAGUAUCGGUGGUUGAUACUUGGCGUGUUAUCUUCAGAAGGAGGCUGUUCGCUUAUGUUUUAAUUUUAUGUAAUUCCUGAUCAAUCAAUUCAUUAAUUUCCAC
Ilyonectria robusta is the source of this 1870-nucleotide messenger RNA. RefSeq lists its product as uncharacterized. Gene Ontology annotation, molecular function: UDP-glucose 4-epimerase activity. Lineage: Eukaryota; Fungi; Ascomycota; Sordariomycetes; Hypocreales; Nectriaceae. Gene Ontology annotation, cellular component: cytosol. The record is from RefSeq and is a predicted model, not a curated record. The transcript has a single exon. The coding region runs from base 397 to 1704 and encodes 435 amino acids. Gene Ontology annotation, biological process: beta-D-galactose catabolic process via UDP-galactose, Leloir pathway.